Eriocheir sinensis (Chinese mitten crab) is the source of this 8332-nucleotide messenger RNA. Its product is annotated as zwei Ig domain protein zig-8-like. The record is from RefSeq and is a predicted model, not a curated record. Gene Ontology annotation, biological process: synapse organization. Bases 678 to 1649 code for a protein of 323 amino acids. NCBI's taxonomy places the organism in Eukaryota, Metazoa, Arthropoda, Malacostraca, Decapoda, Varunidae. Gene Ontology annotation, cellular component: neuron projection membrane. The transcript has 7 exons.
GGGAAGGUUAGGCAGUGGUGUCCUGACUCUCGGAGGGAUAGUACGUGUGUCUUUCGCCUCCGCACUCCCUCCUCGGGGCUCUCCGUCUCUCCCAGUGAAAGUAUUGCCGUGAAGAUAAGGUGACGUGCUGACUUGUGUUGCGUGCGGCUCUCAACUGGUCCUGGACGCUGUGUUGGUGGUGUUGCAGGCCCACGAGUGUUGCAAGACGAGGUUUUGAGCCGAGAAACACACACACACACGCACAUACUGACCCUGGCUGACACACACACACGCACACACGUAAGCCGAAGUCCACUGGAAUUAGAGCGACUGUGAAUGCAUUUUUAAUCCUGUGACCUUAUUAGCUUCGGUUUCUCUCUCUAAUUUACUCUCUCUACUCUCUCUACUCUCUCUCUCUCUCUCUCUCUCUCUCUCUCUCUCUCUCUCUCUCUCUCUCUCUCUCUCUCUCUCUCUCUCUCUCUCUCUCUCUCUCUCUCUCUCUCUCUCUCUCUCUCUCUCUCUCUCUCUCUCUCUCUCUCGGCGGUAAUGUUCCAAGGAAUUUUCACCUGACUGACGCGUGAAAGGAACACUGCAACAUUCACGGUCGUAUUGAUGGUGUACAGUGACGACCUGAUGGUGACGAUAGUGACGCUCCUCAUGUUCGUUCUGCAGUGAUAUGAUCAUCAAAUCCCAUCGCCAUGUUGCUCUCCGCCUUGGCUACACUGCUCGUACCUGUGCUGGCGGCAGAUGUCGUGAAUCCCGUGGGGGUCAACUGGAGAGGGGGAAGUGUAGCCACCACCUCGACGACCACCACCACGACCUCGACCACGACCGGCGCCACAUCGACCAGCACGACCACUGAGGACCAACAGGAUCGGUCUCUGUACCCCGACCAUCCUUUCUUCGAUUACCAGGAGUCCUCGAAUAUCACGGCGCUGCUGGGGAAGACGGCGGUGCUGAACUGUCGAGUGAAAAACAUUGGCAACAAGACGGUGUCAUGGAUCCGCCACCGCGAUGUGCACCUGCUGGCCGUGGGCGGGUUCACCUACACCUCCGAUGACCGCUUCACCGCCCGCCACGCCGCCGCCUCCCAGGACUGGCUGCUCAUGAUACACUACCUGCAGGAGCGGGACGCCGGCCUCUACGAGUGUCAGAUAUCCACCACGCCGCCCAAGAGCCACCUCAUCCACCUGUCUGUCGUGGAGCCCGAGACCGUGAUCGCCGGUGGCCCUGACGUUUACAUCAACACCGGCAGCCGUCUCACUCUCACCUGCAGCGUCCUCUACAGCCCUGAGCCGCCCGCCUUCAUCUUCUGGUACCACGACGGAAAGUUGGUGAGCUACGAACGCACGCGCGGCGGGGUGGAGGUCUCAACAGAGCGCGGCGCUGAGACGACCUCACGGCUGCUGGUCCAGGACGCGCGCCCCCGCCACUCCGGCCGCUACACCUGUGAGCCCGCCAACUCCAAGCCCCGCAGCGUCAACGUCCAUGUUAUAGCCGGUGACCAGCCGGCAGCCAUAGUCCACGACAAUGGCGGAGGAACAAUCUCUCUCCACCCCUUCCUCCCUUGCCUCCUCCUCCUCCUCCUCCUUCCUUUCCAGCUCCUCCUCCUCCUCCCUUCUCCUCUCCCCACCUCACCCCCCUCGACAUCCACUCUCGUCCGGAUUUAGAUAUAUAAGCUUGUGUCAGUAUGUGUGUGUGUGUGUGUGUGUGUGUGUGUGUGUGUGUGUGUGUGUGUGUGUGUGUGUGUUUUAAACGUCAAUUUAGAUGCUGUAAAAAUAUGCCUUUCGUAUUCUGAUUCAUGUUAAUUCUAGCGUGUGUGUGUUUGUGUGUGUGUGUGUGUGUGUGUGUGUGUGUGUGUGUGUGUGUGUGUGUGUGUGUGUGUGUGUGUGUGUGUGUGUGUGUGUGUGUGUGUGUGUGUGUGUGUGUGUGUGUGUGUAAAUAUCUAGCACCAGAUUACACUACCUGCCCUAAAGACUCAUGUAUAUAUUCAUGUAUGUAUGUAUGUAUGUAUGUCGUUUUAUGUACGUAAAUUAUUCUAAGUACCGUAUAUGUAAGUGGAAGUGCGUUUUUUGCCGUGUGUGUGUGUGUGUGUGUGUGUGUGUGUGUGUGUGUGUGUGUGUGUGUGUGUGUGUGUGUGUGUGUCGAGGCUUCGUGAGCACCUAGAAUGACGCACAUGAGGAGAUUAGUUGACACGCUCCCGUUCUUAUUUAUAUAUAACGUGUGUGUGUGUGUGUGUGUGUGUGUGUGUGUGUGUGUGUGUGUGUGUGUGUGUGUGUGUGAAAAAUGAAAAUAUAAAUGUAAGAAGCACAGCCACUUUCAUGAUUAUGUCAACGACGACGUGAAAGUUUUUAAUACACUUAACGCGCACAAUGUUUUUAUUCUUUUUUUAUUUUUAAGAGGCAAUGAGAGAGAGAGAGAGAGAGAGAGAGAGAGAGAGAGAGAGAGAGAGAGAGAGAGAGAGAGAGAGAGAGAGAGAGAGAGAGAGAGAGAGAGAGAGAGAGAGAGAGAGGACAAGAAUGACAUACCACGCCGCUUAGAGUGUAAAACAUAGGCCUAAAUUCCUGAUUGUAUACUUUUUCUUUGUAUUUACGUUUGAGGAGGCGCUCAUUAUGUAUUCCGAUCCUCCUUAGUCGGCUUCAACACCGUAAAAGUUGUUCAAAGAGUGUUGGAGCGCCUUACGUUGUGUUGCCGCUGCUCCUGUUGUGUUGUUGUUGUUGUUGUUGUGUUGCUGUUGUUGUUGUUGUUUUCAUCCUCUGGCGGUGUUUGUGAUUCGAGGCCUCCCGUCAUAAGUGUUGUUUGUGUUCGUUUGCCGGCGGUGUUUGUCGAGUGUUUGUUGUUUGUUUGUGUUGAGUAAUGACACGCGGAUGGUCACGAUUGGACGGUUCCCCCUCACCCUCACCCUCAUCAUCAUCAUCAUAUUCAUCAUUAUUAUUAGUAUUGGUACAUCAGUUUGCCCCGCGCACCAAACACAGUUAUCGCCAUCCUCGUGACAACAACAACAACAACAACAACAACAACAACAACAACAACUUGAAAAACUACUGCUGUCACUGCUACACUUUUUUAAAACAUCACCUCAACCACUACUACUACUACUACUACUACUACUACUACUACUUCUACUACUAAUACUAAUACUAAUACUAAUUCUGCUACUACUACUACUACUACUACUACUUCUACUACUUCUACUACUACUAAUACUAAUUCUACUACUACUACUAUUACUACAACUAUUAACUAACUAACUAACGAAAAUUGCAAGACAGGCAGGUAUUUUUACACUUAUAAUUAUUUACCACCACCACCACCACCACCUCCACCACCACCGCCAACACCACCACCACCACCACCUCCACCUCCACCACCACCGCCAACACCACCACCACCGCCACCACCUCCACCUCCACCACCACCGCCAACACCACCACCUGCAACAUAAUCAUAUCCCAGCCGUGUGUUGUCUUGAAAAACGAGGAAGCUCAAGAAAAUAUAUAAUUGUUAGUCUGCAAUUAUUUACGAAACAUGAACCCUGUAAUAUUUUUUUUUUCUUCCUUUCCUUUCCAUUGUGAGGCUACCACGCUCCUCGAAUUACAAUUGUUAUUAUUACUGUUAUUAUCAUUUUUGCUCGUGUCGGUGGUAUUAUUUUUCAGCCUCUAUUGUUUCCGCCCCCAAAGAUUGAGUUUUUACGCCCUGACCUGACCUGAUUUCCCGGUUCCAGUCACAUUUCACAAAGGUUCUAAUUGUUUUUAGCUUUGAUUUCGAACGAUUCCUUUACCCCCUUCUGGAAAUCCUUUUAUUCUUUAUCCCGCCUUUCUUGUGUGGGAACGAACCUGCGCCAAAUGAAUUUUAGCGAGAAAGCCGCCGAGAAAAGAAUGGGUACGGAGGGAACAGGGUGCAAAAUAACGCCGGAAAACCGCGGGAAAGAAAGGUGUUGACGCUUUCCCGGUCCUCCUCUGUGCGUGCGUGGCUGGCGAUGGAAAAACGUGAAGGGAGAGAACGAUGGAAAAUGUGAGGGAGAGAAUGAUGGAAAAUGUGAAGGGAGAGAAGGAUGGAAAAUGAGAAGGGAGAGAAUGAUGGAAAAUGUGAAGGGAGAGAAAGAUAGAAAAUGUGAAGGGAGAGAAGGAUGGAAAAGGUGAAGGGAGAGAAGGAUAGAAAAGGUGAAGGAAGAGAAGGAUAGAAAAGGUGAAGGGAGAGAAGGAUAGAAAAGGUGAAGGGAGAGAAGGAUAGAAAAUAUGAAGGGACGGAAGGAAAGAAUGAAAUAUAGAGGAAAACAUGACACGUGGAAAAAGAGAAGAAAAAAUAGAAGGAAGAGGUAUUAAAGGUGUCUGAUACUCGUUUGUUAGUAUGUUCGUAAGAGGUGAUAGAAAAAUGUGAAGGGAGAGAAUGAAAGAAAGGGGGAAAGAGGAAAACUUGACACGUGUUGAUAAAAAAUAAAAUGAAAAUAAAAUAAAAUAAAAUAAAAAGACAAGGAAGAAUUAUUGAAGCUUUCUUAAGAAGAUACUCGUUUGUAAGUGCGUCCGUGAGUGGCGUUAAAAAUUCUCAAGGUACAAAAGGAGGACAGAAAAAGAGAGAAAGAGAAGAAGAAAGAGAGAAGAAGAAAACUUAUAAAUUUUUCCCCCCGAUAAAAAAAUACUGACAAAGAGAAGGACACAGACUCCUACCUGUUACAAAGUCUUCAAUUAACCAACAGGUGUGAGUUAGCUAGUGAGUGCCUGGUGUACAGAGAGAGAAAGAAUGUUGAAACGUGGAAGAAGAAAAAACAGAUCUCUUUUUUCCCCCGAUAAAAGGCACACAAAGAACAGGACGUUGACUCUUACCUGUUAAAAGUAUCACCCUAAUCAAUCGAAAGGUGUAAAGGUGUGUACAGAAAGAGAGAGAGAAUGUUGAAACGUGCAAGAAGAAAAAACAGAUCUCUUCCUCCCAAGAUAAAAGGUAGACAAAGAACAGGACAUGGACUCUUACUUGUUAAAAAUCUCAGCCUAAUCAAUUGAAAGGUGUGAGUUAUUUAGUGAAAGAAAAAGUAAAUACUGACACAUGCAAGAAGAAAAAUAACUGACCUAUUCUUCCCCCGAUAAAAGACAGACAAAGACCAGAACAUAGACUCACCCUUUACAAAGUUCUAGCGUAAUGAAGCGACGCCGUGAGUUAGUGAGUGGUGGAUGUACAAAAAGAAAAUAAUAGAAAGAAAACCCUGACACGUGAGAGAAGGGAAAACAGACCUAUUCCCUAAAUACAAGAUAAACAAAGAACAGAACAUAGACUUUUACCAGUGUCAAGGUCUUCGUGUAAACAAGCGACAGGUGAGAUUUAAUUAGUUGGUCUUGUAAAGGUGUUGAAAAGGUGUUGAAAAGUUGGUGUUGACGCGUGUGGGCAACAAAGGCGUUAAUGGCAUUACAAGGAAACUAAUAGAAACUUGGACCCAACUUUCGUCAACGCAGGAAAAAUGUUUAUAUCGAAAGAACGAACGAGGAAGUCAAGUUUAAGUGGAUUAGAUAAAAAGGGAAAAAAACUAAUAAAAAUAAACUUAGAAAUAAUUAGAGCAGGCAAAUAAAAGGAAAAAAUAUGAUAAAGCCUCAGGUGGUAAUUAUUUAAAGUGGAGUAGAGGAAAAUAGGAAGGAAAUAACUGAAAUGUGAAAAAAGGGAAAAAAAUAAUAAAAAUAAACUUUGAAAUAAUUAGACCCGGAAAAUAAAAGGAAAAAAUAUGAUAAAGCCUCAGGUGGUAAUUAUUUAAAGUGGAGUAGAGGAAAAUAGGAAGGAAAUAACUGAAAUGUGAGAAAAAGGGGAAAAAAUAAUAAAAAUAAACUUUGAAAUAAUUAGACCCGGAAAAUAAAAGGAAAAAAUAUGAUAAAGCCUCCAGGUGGUAAAGUGGAGUAGAGGAAAAUGUAAAGGAAAUAACUGAAAUGUGAGCAACAGUUUAAAAAAAAAGCAAACAAAUUUAGAAUGGAAAAAAGAGACAAAACAAAAAGAACCAGAACGUAGAGUGUAGUAAAGGGGAAGUGAAAAACGCGGACGUGAAUAAAGAGAAAAAAUAUUGACGGAGGAAAAAUGAAAUGAAUUUAGAAGAGAAAAAAAAAAGAUGGAGUGUGACGAGAUAGAGAAAAAAAAAAAGAAAAAAACAGGCAACGCAAUAAAGUAUAGAUGAGAAAUAGAAAUAGAAAAUAAUGAAAAUAAAUCCAGUAGAGUCAACUACAAAAAAAUGCAAAAGGAAAACAAAACAAAAAAGAAAAAAGAAGGAUAAAUCGUAGAGAAACAAAACAAACAAACAAACACAGACAGACCUUGAGACGAUAAAUCCGGAACAACAACAACAAAAAAAAAAGAUAAAAGAAGAAAAACAAAUGGUGAAUGAAAGCUUCGAAAAAAAUGAAAAAAUAAACAGAUUGAUGGCAUGUUUGAAGAAUUUUGAAGCAUUUAUCGAGAACUGUGUGUGUGUGUGUGUGUGUGUGUGUGUGUGUGUAGAUUAAAAGCCAGUUUUUCCACGUAAUUGCUGUCCUCGGGCUCAAAAUAGGAAGAGUGAAAAAGAGACGAAAAAAAAAAAAAGCGUUAAAAGCAAAAGAGUGAGUGAGUGACUGAGAGAUAGUGACUUGGCGAGUGUGUGAAAGAGUAUGUGAGUGAGUGAGAGAGAAUGAGUAACUAGCCUGUGUGUGAGAGAAUGGGUGAGUGAAUGAGUGCAUAGAUGAGAGAGGAAAUGAGAGUGAGUAAAUGGGUGACUGUGUUGAAGAGUGAGCGAGUGAGUGAGAUAAUGAGUAACUGAAUGAACAAGAAUGAAUGAUAAUGAAUAAGUGAGUAAGUGAGUGAGAUUGGGUGUGUGAGUGAGAUGAUGAGUGACUGAACGAAUGUAUGAGACUGUGGGAAACAAUACGAGUGAGUGAGAAUGAGUGACAAUGAGUAAAUGAGUGAGUGAGUGAGACAUGAAGCUUCGAAACACUGACUUGGACGACUGCUUCACUUCACUUGGCUACGGUUCAGCGGUCAGACAAAUGAUUAAUGAAUGUCCGGAGUUCAUUACAGGAAGAGGAGAGAAGGGGAGUGCUCGAAAUGACGAUGCUGGGGAUGUAAUGAGAAAAUGGGAAAUAUAGGAAGAGGAGAGGAGGAGAGUGAUGAUGAUGACGAAUGAUGGGCGUUGGUAAUGAGAAAGGGAUAACGAGAAGAAGGAAUGUUAAGGAAGAGGAAGAUAGUAGUGGAAAUGACGAUGAUGGCGUUGGUAAAAAGAAAGGAAUAACGAGAAGAAGAAAAUAAAGGAAGAGGAAGAUGGCAAUAGAAAUAACGAUGAUAGUGUUGGUAAUGAAAAAAGGAGAACGAGAAGAAGAAAAAUUAAGGAAGAGGAAGAUAGUAGAGGAAAUGACGAUGAUGGCGUUGGUAAUGAGAAAAGGAAAACGAGAAGAAGGAAAUAAAAGAAGAGGAAGAUGGCAAUAGAAAUAACGAUGAUAGUGUUGGUAAUGAAAAAAGGAGAACGAGAAGAAGAAAAAUACGGAAGAGGAGGAUAGUAGUGGAAAUGACGAUGAUGGUGAUGAUAAUGAGAAUACGAAGAAAAGAAACACGUGGAUAAGAGAAAGAAAGUUAAUUGAAGGAAGAGAAGAAUGCGUAUAGUGGUAGAAAUGAUGAUGAUGACGAUGAUGAUGACGAGAGAACUGAACACGGAGAGAAGAGAAAAAAUAACAAGAACAAGAACUACUAAUAUUAACACAAGUACAAAAAAAAAAACUGUGAACGUUAAAAAAGAUAACGAAGCAGAAGAAAAAGAAUAACAGCAAUGAACAUGAGCAAAAAAAAAUAACGAUAAUAAGAUCUAAAAAAAAAAAAAAGGAAAUUAGAAGAAAACGAGACGAAGAAGAAAAACAGGAAACGAAAACGAGGAAAAUAAAGAAAAUAAAAACCACAACAGAAAGGAAAUGAAGACCCACGCAAUAUCCUCCUCCUCUUACUCCUCCUCCUCCUCCUCCUCCUCCUCCUUCUUCCUUCUUCUCCUCCUCUUCUUCCUACUCCUCCUCCUCCUCAGUCUCCUCCUUUUCCUUCUCCUCCUCCUUCUCCUCCUCCUCUUCCUCCUUCGAACCCGUGCAAGCGAAUCAGUGAGCGAGUCUGAGUCAAGUGGUUCGAGGUCUCACAGUGAGUGGUUCGAAUCCUGACAUCCUCGACCGUUACCAAAAAUAAAAAUAAAACAAAAAAAAUAACUUAGUGAAGACAAUAAAAAUAUGACCCUCAGUUCCGAGCAUUGUGGUUUAGCCAAGUUUUAUAUUUGUACAAUGUGACUUUAUAAAUACUUAAGAUAACGACAAAAAAAAAGAAGGUUAGGUUCGUCUCUGUACAUAAGCCUAGAGAGAUAUGUGCAAAUAAAUGUAUGUGCGUG